AUGGCAUUGCUCUUGAGAUGUCAUUUAUUGAUCUUGUCUCUCAGUACAUGCCUCAUCCUUACUGUUCAGGCAGAAUGUAGCAAGGAUUGUGCAUCCUGUACCCAACGAUUGGCAUACCAUGCCGACAUUAACCCCCUGGCAUGUACACUAGAAUGUGAGGGAAAGCUGCCCUCUGCCAAAGCUUGGGAAACCUGCAAGGAACUCCUUCAAAUUAAUAAACUGGAACUUUCCCAGGAAGGCAAUGGUGCCCUAGCAGACAACCCAAAACAGGAUGAGAGUCAUUUAUUAGCCAAAAAAUACGGUGGGUUCAUGAAGAGAUAUGGGGGCUUCAUGAAAAAGAUGGAUGAGCUUUAUCACAUAGAACCAGAGGAGGAACCUAAUGUGGGAGAAAUCCUUGCUAAAAGAUAUGGAGGGUUUAUGAAAAAGGACUCAGAUGAUGAUACCUUGGCUAACUCUUCCGAUCUGCUGAAGGAGCUUCUCGGAACAGGAGAAAAUGCUGACAUUGGGCAUUAUCGGGACCUGAAUGAUAAUGAUGGUGAGGUCAUCAAGAGAUAUGGUGGUUUCAUGAGCAGCAUAAAGCGCAGCCCAGAACUGGAAGAUGAUGCCAAAGAGCUGCAAAAGAGAUAUGGUGGCUUCAUGAGAAGAGUGGGAAGGCCAGAAUGGUGGCUGGACUACCAGAAACGAUAUGGAGGAUUUCUUAAGCGCUUUGCUGAAUCUCUUCUUCCUUCAGAUGAAGAUGGUGAAAGUUAUUCCAAAGAGGUUCCAGAGAUGGAAAAGAGAUAUGGUGGAUUUAUGAGAUUUUAA
Varanus komodoensis (Komodo dragon) is the source of this 804-nucleotide messenger RNA. RefSeq names its product proenkephalin (gene PENK). Gene Ontology annotation, molecular function: opioid receptor binding. Lineage: Eukaryota; Metazoa; Chordata; Lepidosauria; Squamata; Varanidae. The transcript is spliced from 2 exons. The record is from RefSeq and is a predicted model, not a curated record. Gene Ontology annotation, biological process: neuropeptide signaling pathway; chemical synaptic transmission; sensory perception. Gene Ontology annotation, cellular component: plasma membrane; dendrite; axon terminus. Bases 1 to 804 code for a protein of 267 amino acids.